Messenger RNA from Emiliania huxleyi CCMP1516, 357 nucleotides. Its product is annotated as tRNA uridine 5-carboxymethylaminomethyl modification enzyme. Bases 1 to 357 code for a protein of 118 amino acids. Gene Ontology annotation, cellular component: cytosol. NCBI's taxonomy places the organism in Eukaryota, Haptophyta, Isochrysidales, Noelaerhabdaceae. Gene Ontology annotation, molecular function: flavin adenine dinucleotide binding. The transcript has 2 exons. The record is from RefSeq and is a predicted model, not a curated record. Gene Ontology annotation, biological process: tRNA methylation; tRNA wobble uridine modification.
AUGGACGGCGGUGGACGAGGUCGUCUAGUGCACGUGCUUCUCUGCGUCUCUCUGGUCGGCUCCGCUUCUUACAGGCUGCACGGUCUGACCAGCUUCUGCCACCACUCUGGCUCACGGAGGGCGGACGUGAUCGUUGUGGGUGGUGGCCAUGCCGGCUGCGAGGCGGCAGCAGCAGCAGCGCGCACUGGUGCGCGCACUAUCCUCGUGACCCAGCGCAUCGACACCAUCGGUGAGAUGUCGUGCAACCCCUCGAUUGGCGGCAUCGGCAAGGGCCACCUCGUCCGCGAGGUGGAUGCGCUCGAUGGGCUGAUGGGGCGGGUGAUCGACGAGGCUGGCAUGUGGUCGCUCUACAUCUAG